Messenger RNA from Rhodotorula graminis WP1, 1863 nucleotides. RefSeq lists its product as uncharacterized. Bases 21 to 1796 code for a protein of 591 amino acids. The transcript is spliced from 2 exons. The record is from RefSeq and is a predicted model, not a curated record. NCBI's taxonomy places the organism in Eukaryota, Fungi, Basidiomycota, Microbotryomycetes, Sporidiobolales, Sporidiobolaceae.
CGCCCAGAGCGCAGCGCAGCAUGUCCGACCUGCACGCUCGAGCUGCCGCCGACCUCGCCUCGGGCCCGAUCGAGGCCGCACCUCGCCCAGGCGGCGCCGCCCCCGCUCGUCGACCCUCCGCCACCGUCGCCGCUCCUGCACCCUCGGUCCCGGGCGCGCUGCCCAUGCGCAUCCCGGCCAUCCUCCGCCUCCAGGGCCCCAAGCUUGCGCCGCAGCUCGCGCACAAGAAGGAGCGUCAGGAGGGAACGACGGCCGGCUCGAGGAAGGCGGGGGUCGCGCCGGGCGGCAAGCGGCGGCGACGCAGGUGGGAGAACGCCCAACUUGCCCACAACCCUCACCUGCACCGUCCUUCUCGCUCCGACUUCAACCCCGGCCCGUCACUCAAGAACCUCUCGACGACCUUCUCGCCGCCGCCCGCCACCUUUUCCCGCUCGACCUACGUCUCGUCAUCGCCCUCCGACGCACCCUCCGCCGCCGACCUCGCCGCCGCCUCGACCCACGGGCACUUCUCGAUGUCGCUCCGAGGCCUGCGCCGCACCUUGCGCGCGAACCUCGGCGCCCGCCGCGGCGGCCGCAGCGACGAGGUCCUCGAGCUCAUGGAGCGCGAGCUGUGCGCAUGGCUCACGUUGAGCGGGCGCAUCCCCGAGGGCUUCUUCCACGAGUCGGGCGCCGGCGCCGGCGCGUCUCUCGCACAGGCGUGUGCGGGAGGCAAGGCGCUCGACUCGACGCCGCUCGAGGACUGGGUGUCGCCCUCGGCGCACGACGGCUCGUCCCUCCCCGACCUGCCCGCGAGCGGCUCGUUCCCCUCAUCCGCCGCCCUCGAGCCGGCCCCGCCGACGCUCACCGAGCUGUCUCGGCAACCUCACGCCCUCGUCUGGCUCGCCCCCUCACCCCACCACCGCUUCCUCCUGCACGCCCUCGCCCGGUACUACUCCCUCACGUCCUUCUCUCGCCCUCUCUCGCCCCUCGAGCCCACCAUCCGCGUCACGCACGUCCUGCGCCCGCAAAUCGCCCGCGCCGCUCGCGACGCACCGGGCGUCGCAGGAGGAGCAGGCGCCGAGACGCCGCCGGGCACCGACUGGACCUCGGCCGGCGGCACCGAGGAGGAGGAGAUCGGCUUGUCGACCGAGCUCGACGAGUUGACGAGCGACGCCGACGGCGAGCUCGACACGGACACGGACGCCAUGUCGGUCCUCUCGGCGCCGCUCGAGGAGGACGAGGACUUGCUGUCGGGCUCGGACUGGGAGGGACGAGCGCGACACGGCGUGCCGGCGCCGGCGGGAGCGGGCGGGACGGACGACGAGGCCGAGGCGGUCUAUUCGAGCGCAACCGAGUCGAGCGCCGAGGACACGGGCGUCGACACGGGCGACGAGGCGCAGCGCGACGCCCUCGCGAGAAGGUUCGCGCGGUUGGGCGUGCAGGCGCCCUCGACGCCUACUCGCCUCGCUUCGCCGCUCGCCCGCCUCAACGGCUCGUCGCCGUCCCCCGGCGGCAGUGCCACGCCUCGAGCUCCUGCUCUCGCACCGCCCUUCUCGCCAGUGCCAGCCCCCAACUCGAGCGCCGCCGACCCGUCGACGCCCCUCGCGCGACCCGCUGACCGCCCUCGAGGUCGGCGCUCGCUCCCGUCGGCGACGCUCGCGCAUGCCGAGGGCUACAGCUCGGCCGCCGAGUCGAGCCCGUCACGCAGCCCGUCUCGGCAAGGGCUCGGCCUGAGCGCCCGGGGCGCGUUCGUCGGCGCCGAGGCGGGCGAGUGGCGCCUGCCCGAGAGAACGUUCGCGGCGUGGGUGUUUGAGUAGAUGUCAAGGGUGGAUAGACGGCCUCGGCGGUGCAACUACGCGAGCCUCUCGCGCUUCCUCUGGCUCG